AAGCAGAUCAUGGAGGAGGCCGUCACACGGAAGUUCGUCCACGAGGACAGCAGCCACAUCAUUUCCUUCUGUGCGGCCGUGGAGGCCUGUGUCCUGCAUGGACUGCGGCGGCGGGCGGCCGGCUUCCUGCGCAGCAACAAGAUCGCGGCUCUCUUCAUGAAGGUGGGCAAGAGCUUCCCACCAGCUGACGAGCUGAGCCGCAAGGUCCAGGACCUGGAGCAGCUGAUCGAGAAUGCGCGAAACCAGAUGCAGGGCCUCCAGGAGAAUGUGCGGAAGCUGCCGAAGCUGCCCAACCUGUCCCCGCUUGCCAUCAAGCACCUGUGGAUCCGCACGGCCUUGUUUGAGAAGGUCCUGGACAAAAUCGUGCAUUACCUUGUGGAAAACAGCAGUAAAUACUACGAAAAGGAAGCGCUCCUGAUGGACCCUGUAGAUGGCCCCAUCCUUGCGUCUUUGUUGGUGGGGCCCUGUGCGCUCGAAUACACCAAGAUGAAGACUGCGGAUCACUUCUGGACCGACCCCUCUGCCGACGAGCUCGUCCAGAGGCACCGCAUCCACAGUUCGCAUCUGCGACAGGACUCGCCCACCAAGCGCCCAGCCCUCUGCAUCCAGAAGAGGCAUUCGAGUGGCAGCAUGGAUGACCGCCCAUCCCUCUCCGCCCGAGACUAUGUGGAGUCCCUGCACCAGAACUCCCGGGCCACCCUGCUCUACGGCAAAAACAACGUUCUCGUUCAGCCGAGAGAUGACAUGGAAGCUGUCCCGGGGUACUUGUCCCUGCACCAGACGGCUGACAUCAUGACCUUGAAGUGGACGCCCAACCAGCUAAUGAAUGGGUCUGUGGGAGACCUGGACUAUGAGAAGAGUGUCUACUGGGACUAUGCCAUGACCAUCCGCCUGGAGGAGAUUGUCUACCUGCACUGCCAUCAGCAAGUGGACAGCGGCGGGACGGUGGUGCUGGUCAGCCAGGACGGGAUCCAGAGGCCGCCCUUCCACUUCCCCAAGGGAGGGCACCUCCUGCAGUUCCUCUCGUGCCUGGAGAACGGGCUGCUCCCACACGGGCAGCUGGACCCCCCGCUCUGGUCUCAGCGGGGGAAGGGCAAAGUAUUUCCCAAACUGCGCAAGCGAAGCCCCCAGGGUUCCGCCGAGUCCACGUCCUCAGACAAAGAAGACGACGAAGCCACGGACUACGUCUUCAGGAUUGUCUACCCCCGCCUGCAGUCCGAGUUCGUUGUUCCCGACCCCUUGGGCGGCACGUCCCCCGUCUCCGUGGGCCCUGCCUGGACGGUGGUUCCUGCAGGCCGCUCUGUGCUGGUGGUGGCCAGGGGCAGUCACUGGGCACAAGCCAGAUGGGAUGCCACCCUCCCCACGCCCGGCUCGAAGCAGCAGCCCCCCAUGCCCCAGGACCUGAUGGAUGUCUCCAUGAGCAACCUGCCGUCCCUGUGGCAACCCAGUACCCACAAACCUUCUUGCUCAUCCUGUUUGCAGAGUGACUCGGUUGAUGGUGGCUCAACCAAUGGCUGCAAACAUGAGAGGGCUCCCCUGAAGCUUCUCUGUGACAAUAUGAAGUACCAGAUCCUUUCCAGAGCCUUCUAUGGAUGGCUUGCCUACUGCAGACACCUGUCCACCGUGAGGACCCACCUGUCAGCCCUGGUCAAUCACAUGAUUGUGUCUCCAGACGUGCCCUGCGAUGCUGGACAUGGGCUGACGGCCGGGAUCUGGGAGCAGUACCUUCAGGACAGCACAAGCUAUGAGGAGCAGGAGCUGCUGCGCCUCAUCUACUACGGGGGCAUCCAGCCUGAGAUCCGCAAGGCCGUGUGGCCCUUCCUGCUGGGCCACUACCAGUUCGGGAUGACAGAAACCGAAAGGAAGGAGGUGGACGAGCAGAUUCAUGCUUGCUACGCACAGACCAUGUCCGAAUGGCUGGGCUGUGAGGCAAUCGUGCGGCAGAGAGAGCGGGAGUCCCACGCAGCUGCCCUGGCCAAGUGCUCCUCAGGGGCCAGCCUGGAUGGUCACCUGCACCGGAUGAUGCACCGGGACUCCACCAUCAGCAAUGAGUCUUCCCAGAGCUGCAGUUCUGGCCACCAGAACAUCCGCCUGCAGAGCGACUCCAGCAGCAGCACACAGGUGUUCGAGUCUGUGGACGAAGUGGAGCAGGUGGAGGCGGAAGGCAGGCUGGAGGAGAAACAGCCCAAGAUCCCCAACGGGAACCUGGCGAAUGGCCCGUGUUCCCCUGAUUCCGGCCAUCCUUCCUCCCACAACUUCUCCUCCGGCCUCUCGGAGCACUCGGAGCCCAGCCUGAGCACGGAGGACAGUGUCAUGGACGCCCAGCGCAGCGCCUCCCUGAGGCUCCGACCCGGCGACAGCAGCGUGGAUGAAGGGCAGAGCAGCGAGGCCACCACCUCCAGGGACGAGGCUCCCCGGGAGGAGCUGGCCGUGCAGGACAGCCUGGAGAGUGACCUCCUCGCCAACGAGAGCCUGGACGAGUUCAUGUCCAUCCCGGGCAGCAUGGACGUGGCUCUGCCCGAGAAGGAGGCGGCCCCGCUGGAGGGCUGGGGGCGCAGCGAGGGGGAGAAGUGUAGCCGGGGGGACAGUGAGGACAACCUCUCAGAGGAGCCGGAGAUGGAGAGUCUCUUCCCUGCCUUGGUGUCUCUGGCCGUGAGCACUUCUGCCAACAAUGAGGCGUCCCCUGUGUCAUCCAGUGGCGUCACCUACUCCCCGGAGCUGCUGGACCUGUACACAGUGAACCUGCACCGCAUCGAGAAGGACGUGCAGAGGUGUGACCGCAACUACUGGUACUUCACGCCCGCCAACCUGGAGAAGCUGCGCAACAUCAUGUGCAGCUACAUCUGGCAGCACAUUGAGAUCGGCUAUGUCCAGGGCAUGUGUGACCUCCUGGCCCCACUGCUGGUCAUUCUGGACGAUGAGGCCCUCGCCUUCAGCUGCUUCACGGAGCUCAUGAAGAGAAUGAACCAGAACUUCCCCCAUGGAGGCGCCAUGGACACACACUUUGCCAACAUGAGGUCACUAAUCCAGAUCCUGGACUCGGAGCUCUUUGAGCUGAUGCAUCAGAAUGGGGACUACACUCACUUCUACUUCUGCUACCGCUGGUUCCUGCUGGAUUUCAAGCGAGAGCUCGUCUAUGAUGACGUCUUCUCCGUCUGGGAGACCAUCUGGGCAGCCAAACACGUCUCGUCCACCCACUACGUCCUGUUCAUCGCGCUGGCUCUCGUGGAGGUCUACCGCGACAUCAUCUUGGAGAACAACAUGGAUUUCACAGACAUCAUCAAAUUCUUUAACGAAAUGGCCGAGCGACACAACACCAAGCAGAUCCUGAAGCUGGCCCGGGACCUCGUGUACAAGGUGCAGACUCUGAUCGAGAACAAGUGAGGGCCGCCUCACCCAGGCAGCCAGCCGAGCCGCCACCCGCCUGUCCUGCCCACUUUCCUCCCGGCCGCCCGGGAGCGGGGCCCCGGUGUCUGUGUGAGCAUGGACUUCUGAGCAAAGAGAAACUGCCCGACUCUGGCAGUGGGGUCGAGGGGUUGCCCCUUGCGUUCAGCCUUACGUUUUCCUGUUUGACCAAAGAUCGCCCGUGCCUGGGAUUUCUCCUCUGCGGGAGUUGGCGGUGGAUGGAGGGAACAUCUUUGUUCGAGGCCUCCGGACGGUCUCCUCUCUCUUCUUCCCUCCCCCAUCCCUCCAGACUGUCUUGUCGGAUGAGACUUGGGGAGGGUCUUGUUUUGGAAAUGGGUGUAGGAGAGUCUGUGGGGCUCCCUCUGCACUCUGAAAGGGGCCUUUGGAGAUGUGGCAGACAGGCUGGGAGAUGCUUGGCGCAGGGUUUCUGCACUGGGCACUGUUGACAUUUGGGGUCAUUCUUUUUGGGGGUGGCGUCCUGUGCAUUGUAGGAUGUCGAGCAGCUCGCUGGCCUCUACCCGUCAGAUGCCAGCAGUACCCUCCUCCCCACCCCGGUUGUGACUACCCAGAAUGUCCCCAGAUAUUGCCAAAUGCCCCCAUUUGAGACCCACUGGCUUAGAGGAGAGGCUACCAAUGUCUCUCCCACCCCGCUGCCUGUCUCCCUAAGCCGCCUGCGUCCUGGGGCUCCCUCCCAUUUAGACAAGGCACACGGGAGGCCUGCACUCCCCUCCCCUUGACGUCUGGGGUCCCAUGUGUUGUAUUCUCUCAUCUCCCUCCUCUACGUGACUCUGGGAGAGAUGUCUUCUCAAGAAGGGCGUCUUCCUGCAGGGCAGUGGGAUCCGAGACGUGUCUGCAGGCUCGCGACAGUCCCAGGCUCUUCUGAGUUUCGCCCUCGAGCCCCCCGGGCAGGGCAGAGUCCUGUCCCCUUCCCCUCCCCCUAGGAAAGACUUUGCCUCUCCGCCCGCACAUUGGGCCUGGUGCUCCGGCAGCUUGGCGCGUGUGUGGGUGCAGCCGCGUGGCCGGGGAGGCCAGCUUUGCCCCAAGUGCCCUUGCUCACUCAGGACGAAGGAAGAGGAAGACGGAGGUCAGCCAGGGUAGGUGCGUGUGCUCUCCAUGGCGGCUCGGUCUGGAAACGGUCCCCGCCGUGUCUUUUCCCAAAGGGUCGCCAGUCCACCAACAGAUCCUGGGCUAGGUGGUUCAGCUGCCCCCCUGUCCUCCAGGAAAGCAGUCCUGCCAACUGGGCUCUGAGAGUGCACCAGGAUUGGGGACACAGAGAGUGGCAGGUAGGGUUUGGGAGACGGGAGGAGACACAUCAAGCACAUUGAAGCAUUCGCACAGGGGAUGCGUGAGUCCUCCCGCCGUGAGCAAACCAGGACCGGAGAAGUCCCUGUCCUGCGUGCUGGGGAAGGCUCCUCCCUCGGUCACAGCUCCUUCAGCUGCAUCUGGACCCCCACCUUCCCCGUGCAGGGCCUUUGGGGCAGGAUGGACAAGGCCCAGGUGGCCCUUGCUUCCCAGGAGCAUACAUCUCCUCGCCCUGAUCCCCCAGCUUCCCAAGAUGGGAAAAAAAAUGUGUGAAAAGCCCGUCCAGAGAAAAGUGCGUUCUGCUGCAUAGCUGCUCAUCACAGGGGACGCUGUGUUUGCAAGACCCAGGUCCCAGGCCCUCUGAUCCUUAUUUAUUUUAUGACAGACUAGUCACACAGCACAGCACAAGAUUUCCUCUCUGCCUUCUCUCGCGGUGUUCCGGAGACAUGUCCGUGGCCGUGGUUUGGAAUAACCGCCUAUUUAUUCAGCUCUCUGUGCUGCUCCAGGUCUCUCUGUAUGUCGUGUGUGUCCUCGUGUCCUGGCAUCGAGUGCGUGGGAGUCGUUCUGUCUGUGGAGUGCUCUCCUUUUCUCAGUGUUACCAGCAUCUCUUGUAACUGUUUACUGAAGAGUUGUGUCUAUAUAGAGAGAAAAUAUAUAUACGCGGAGAAAUGUGUGAA
Messenger RNA from Miniopterus natalensis, 5384 nucleotides. Lineage: Eukaryota; Metazoa; Chordata; Mammalia; Chiroptera; Miniopteridae. The record is from RefSeq and is a predicted model, not a curated record.